GCGGCGCACGCGGGACGCGGCCGUGGAGACCAUGGAGCAGCCCCUGGAGCUCGAGAGCGAUGACGAUCUCACAGACAGCGAGGAGAGCGUUUACUCGGGGCUGGAGGACUCUGGCAGCGACAGCACCAACAGCAGCGCCGGGGAGGAGGAGGAUGAAGCCGAGCGGGAGGAGCCUGGCAGCAGGGCAGCCCCCGAGGUCAAAGGGGCUCCCAGGAAGAGCAAAGCCCUGGGGGCUGAUCCCCCUCCAAAGGAUGGCGAGGGUCUGAGCGUUCCGGAUGAGUACGUGGAGGACAGCUCGGAUGAGGAGGUAGGACCGCCUGCCAACUUGUGGAUGCAACAUAGGGCUGGUGGAUUUCUUGCUGCGUCGUCUUCCGUGCAAACCCAGAGGGAGGGACGUUGGGUCAAAGGACGCUGGGUGUGA
This is a messenger RNA of Centrocercus urophasianus (Greater sage-grouse), 421 nucleotides long. RefSeq names its product ribosome biogenesis protein bop1-like. Bases 32 to 421 code for a protein of 129 amino acids. NCBI's taxonomy places the organism in Eukaryota, Metazoa, Chordata, Aves, Galliformes, Phasianidae. The record is from RefSeq and is a predicted model, not a curated record. The transcript is spliced from 3 exons.